Molecule: messenger RNA, 1298 nt
Organism: Cannabis sativa
Lineage: Eukaryota; Viridiplantae; Streptophyta; Magnoliopsida; Rosales; Cannabaceae
Exons: 10
Coding region: 90-1127 (345 amino acids)
Cellular component (GO): cytoplasm
Molecular function (GO): 5'-nucleotidase activity; magnesium ion binding
Source: RefSeq, a predicted model, not a curated record
UUGAAUGAAAACAUUUUUAGGGGGAGGAAAGAAGAAGAAGAAAAAUAAAAACUGGUUGGAAAAAAAUAAAAAGAUGGUUUCUCAGUAAAAUGAAUUAUCAUCUUCAAAGCUUCUUCAAAACUCUCCCAGUCAGCUUGAACGCCGUACGGAACCACCGUUGCUUUUCGGUCCAAUUCAGAAUCAGAAUUUGUCUUGAUAAGACAGAAAUGGAGGAGAAUGGUCUAUCUGGUGGUUCUGAGGUGGUGGUGGCUGACCCUGAUAAGUUAUCAAACAAAAUCUCUGCAAUUCGGGCUGCUGGUUCUGCAAAACUCCAAGUAAUUGCAGAUUUUGAUGCCACACUAACCAAGUAUUGGGUCAAUGGUCUUCGUGGGACAAUUUUAUUGAUAACAACCAUAGGUAGUCAUGGCCUUUUGCGACAGGUGAAUCCGGAAUAUGAUAUGAAAAGGAGGGAAUUGUAUUAUCACUAUCAUCCCUUAGAGUUUUCGCCAACAAUUCCAAUUGAGGAGAAAACAAAGCUCAUGGAAGAGUGGUGGGGAAAAACACAUGCUCUUUUAAUCGAAGGAGGUGUUACUUGUGAUGGCAUAAAGCAAUCUGUUGCUGAUUCUACAAUUGCUUUUAGGGAAGGUGUUGGCGAACUACUUGAACUUUUGGAGGAAAGAGACAUUCCUGUACUUAUAUUUUCAGCUGGACUAGCGGAUAUAAUUGAAGAAGUCAUGAGGCAGAAGCUUCACAAAUCUUUCAAAAAUGUGAAGAUUGUCUCAAACCGAAUGGUAUUCAAUGAAAAGGGCUGUCUGGUUUCUUUUAAAGGGAAGACAAUUCACACUUUAAAUAAGAAUGAACACGCACUUGAAAUGGCUGCUCCUCUCCACAAAGAACUGGGUGAUGUAGAUGAACCAACUUCUGACAAUUCAUCAGUAAAGACAAGAACCAAUGUGUUGCUUCUUGGUGAUCACCUUGGAGACCUGGGAAUGUCUGAUGGUUUGAACUAUGUGACCAGAAUUUCUGUGGGAUUUCUGAAUGAUAACGUUGAAAGCUCGCUCGAUGCCUACCGCAAUGCCUUUGAUGUUGUUUACUUGAAUGAUGCUCCGAUGUCUGGGGUUGUCAAACUUGUUUCUCAGCUGUGGUAAACUGAUGGUGGACAAGCUCCAACCCUAUGACCCCAUAGUGAAAUAGUUCCUACCUACCCAAUAACACUAGCUUUACAGCUGUGGUAAUUUUGGCUUUGCCCUAACCAAUCAGAAAGUUUGGAUAAAUAUUAUUGAUAGUAAUCUUUUAAUUAUACAAGUUCAGUUCAGCAA